Molecule: messenger RNA, 5220 nt
Organism: Dermochelys coriacea (leatherback sea turtle)
Lineage: Eukaryota; Metazoa; Chordata; Testudines; Dermochelyidae
Gene: RIC3
Product: RIC3 acetylcholine receptor chaperone
Exons: 6
Coding region: 132-1385 (417 amino acids)
Biological process (GO): protein localization to cell surface; synaptic transmission, cholinergic
Cellular component (GO): neuron projection; intracellular membrane-bounded organelle; neuronal cell body
Source: RefSeq, a predicted model, not a curated record
UCGUGCGCAUGCGCCCGCCGCUCGGACGCGCUCGAGGCUCAGCCAAUUGCGAGGAAGGCGGAGUCUGAGCUUGCGCCUUCCCCCGGGCCCAGGCAGCGCGCGCCGGAAAUACGUCACGGGACGCGGCCGGGAUGUCACGCUUCGGGCCGGUUGCGCUCCGUGGUUUCCGGUCGGUCGGUCCGUCUGUCUCUGGCGCGUGCGGCCGUUGGGGGGCGGCCAUGUCGUAUCCGACCGUCCGGAAGGUGGCGAUGGUCUCGUGCCUGGUGCUGUGCGUCUCCCUGCUCCUGCCUCGGACCUUCCUGUCCCGGGGCGGGAGGCAGGAGCCCGGCAGCGCGCCGCCUACCCCGCCCAAGGGGAAGACAAGUCAUUUUCCACCAAUGAUGCAUCACCAGAUGUCCCCCGAUGGCAGGUCUUCUGGUGCCCAUUUUCCAAGGUCUCACCUGGCAGAGGCAGUUGCCAAGGCCAAGGGUGGUGGAGGAGGAGGUGGCAGUGGGAGAGGUCUGGUGGGGCAGAUCAUACCCAUUUAUGGAUUUGGAAUCCUGUUAUACAUACUGUACAUUCUGUUUAAGCUCUCUUCCAAGGGAAAAACCACUACAGUGGAGCAGAAAUCUCCUUCUUCUAUACCUGGAAACAUGAAUAGGAAAAUCACUGACUAUGAGCUCACGCAACUACAAGAAAAGCUGAGAGAGACUGAGGAGGCGAUGGAAAAAUUAAUCAAUAGAGCAGAACCUAAUUGUGACAGCAGGGCCCAAAAUGUUACAACAGACCAGGAAAAGAGAUUACUCCAGCAGCUCCGAGAGAUCACUAGGGUCAUGAAGGAAGGUAAACUCAUAGAUGGCAUCUCCCCAGAGAAGGAAGCUGAAGAAGCUCCUUAUAUGGCAGACUGGGAAGGUUAUCCAGAAGAGACCUAUCCUGUCUAUGAUAAUUCUGAUUGCUUCAAGCAUAGACAGGACACAAUCCUUGUGGAUUACCCUGAUCUGAACGAGCCCUCUGCUGAAGAGAUAGCUGAAAGAAUGGAGGUUAUGGAAGAUGAGGAUUAUUUGUGUAGUGAAACUCUACUGUCUGCUCUCACUACAGAGUGUGAAAGCCAUGAUAUAGGACAGAAAAAGGACCAGCAUAUCAGCUUCAGUGACCAAGGUGGUGUACUCCAUCACAGCCAUAACUUUGAGAAGUGCUACUGUUGCCACUAUGAAGAGGAUGAUCCUGCUGUCAUCGCAGAGAAUGCUGGGUUCCAUGCUGACAGCUGCAGUGAGGCUGAAGACACAGCCAAAGAUGAUCUCUCCAUGGAUUCUGACAAUGAAAAUGCAGGACUGAAAAGCCAAAAAGCCAAUGAUACGGAUGCAGUAGGCAUGCUGAGAAAGCGAAACACAAAGGGACUUGAGUAAUGGGGACCAUCAUGUGUGGCUAUAGCAAGAGUCCUCAAACUCUCACACCUGUGCUCUUUGUUCUUGACCCACAUUUAUCUUCUCCAUUUCCAGCUCUUGGCCAUGAUCACACCAUCACCACCACCACCUGAACUGGAAGCUAAUGGCCCUCUUUAAAUUACUCCAUUAUUACCUCCAGCACAUGCUUGCUAGAGACUGCUAUGAACAGGAACAGAAGAUUAUUUUGUUCCAAUAUCCACACUCUGUCUUUACUUAAUCCUGUGUGAUUACUGCCUCUGAAUAACCACCUCUUCCUCUGAAAUGUUAGCUGCACUGUAGUGUCCUGCCUUGCCAGUAUUAGGAAUGGACUUUCUGCCCUGCUGCCUUUGACAGCUAUCAGUUAUGAAAACAAGACCAUUUGCAUCAGAUUAUUUAGGAAGAUGGAGAGGAAUGUGUUAAGUUUCAUAGCUUCUCUUUUGUGCUGAAGCAGAUGGUAAGUGUCUCCUAACCUAACCAGCAAGGCAAUCUGCAGGGACAACACGAAUGACCAACUCCUUUUUCAACCACAUUGCUGUCACAGUAAUUAAUUAAUAUAUAUGACACAACAGGAUAUGCAUUCCUUGACCAUAGGGGCACUCUGGGCCAAGUACCUGCAUGCACUUUCAGAAGUGAAACAGUGUCUCAGGGCUGCACGUGCUCACAUGCCUUUAUCAUGUGGCUCCUUAAUUUAAACCUCUCACAAAGUGUCCACUAAGGUUUACAUUGCACGUUAUUUAUGAUAGCAUCUUACUGUGAAAAUAGUCCAUAGAAGGGAAAAAUCAUAGUGAAAACAUGGUAAACUCUUUUCUUCUUCUAUUUAGAAUAUAUUUAUUUUUACUUUAUUUUUAAAUGCAUCCAUUGUAAAGAGUUGUGGUCUCUUUAGGACUCCAUCUUGCUCCAGCUAUGCCUUGAAUAGUUUGAUUACUUUCUGAGUAUGUGUCCCAGCAACAUUUAGCACAGGCCCCACGCAACGGAGAGGCUGAAGGGAAGGUGGCUCUUAGCCUGCUCCAAGUUAUGGUGGGGGCAAGGGUUGCUUAACUUACAGCGGCACUAGAGCUCCCGCUAGGCCCCAUUCACCUGGGUGGAGAUGGCGAGCACACAAGGCACGCCAGACAUGCCCACGCCUGGCCCCUGCACAGCCGCAAGCACCUCCCCCUACAUCAGGAGUGGGUCGCAUAGAGCCAGUCACUUGGAACAUGUGGACACCCCUUCACCAAAGGGUUCCAAUGGAGCAGCUUUGUGCGGCUACUGAAGGUUUUUUGUUUUUUUCUCACCUCUAUUUAAUGAAGCGUUAAGCUGGAACAGUAACGGCAGGUGCUGUCCAGUACCAGACCAGAAGUUGUUUCAUGCAUGCUGCCCGAUAAUACUGUCAUGUGCUUGCAAACAAAUGCUCUAAUAAGCUGCUUGGUCUCUUGCUUGCCUAUAUGCCCAGCUGCUGAAAAGGGCACUGUUUUCAGUGGCAAGACAUUAUGCCACUUCAUUUAGGGAAUAUGCUCCCGCCCUUUACAAGUGGCAUUUCUUCUCCAUGUAGCUCCAGCAUCCGUGCUUGUAAAAUACUUUAUUAGCUGUACUAACAGUUGUGUGAAAAGCAAAUACUCCAGGGGAGGGAAAGGCAGUCAGGGGACUGUGGACACUUCUGGCUGUCAACAUAAAUCUUCAUAUAUUACUCCUAGGGGACUUCUGCACCACUGCAUGCUUUUUUUUUCCUACCCACCAAAAAUAACUUUUGCCCACCAGGGGGCACUGUGGCACUAGAACCGAGCAGCCACCCCCAGCCAGCCCCAGCUACUAUAGGGAAGAGAAGGAACCUGCCUUCUUUCCAGUGCCAGUCAGGAGACAGGGAAUCAGAUAACAUGGGGUUGCUGGGGCGGCGUGGGGGGGCCAUAGAUGGGUUCAUAAGGGCUAGUGGGGGAGGACAGCUUGUGGCAGGGCUGAAUGAGCGUGGAGGCGGAGGGCCACAGUGUGGUGGAGUAGGGUUGCAAACUUUCUAGUCACACAAAACCGCCUCUGCACCAAGACCCUGACCCCCACCCCACUCACUCAAGUCCCCGCCCACUGACGCUCGCUCUCCCUGACCCUCACUCGCUCAUUUUCACUGGGCUGGGGCACAGAAUGGGGUGCGGGCACUGGCUGGGGGGUGCAGGCUCUGGGUUGGGGCUGAGGGGUUUGGAGUGUGGGAAGGGGCUCUGAGGUGCGGCAAUAGGUUGGGGUGUGGGAAGGGGUACAGACAAAUGAGGGGUUCAGGGUACAGGAAGGGGCUCCAGGUUGGGGACCAAGUGGUUCAGCGUGCGGGAGGGGUUCUGAGCUGAGACCAGAGGUUGGGGUGUGGGAAGGGGUAUGGGCUCCAGGGUAGGGCCAGAAAUGAGGGGUUCAGAGGGCAGUGGGGUUCAUAAAGGUAUUUGGGUGUGGGAGCGGGCUCAACGAUGGGGGUGCAGGCUCCAGGACUGAGUUUGGGUGCGGGAGGGGGCUCCAGGCUGGGGCAGGAGGUUGGGGUGCAGUGGAGUGAGGGUUCUGGGUUGGGCCAGCCUGCAAGAGAGGACUAGGGCUGGGGCUGAGGGGUUUGGAGUGCAGGAGGGACACAUGGAAGGUGUGCAGGGCCAUAUGGGAAAAGGGGGGUGGCUGAGUGGGGGCACAGACACACAUGUGGGGAGGGGGUGUAGACACACAUAGAGAAGGGGAAUGGCUGAAGAGGUGCUGGGACACCUGGGGAUUGGGUGUCUGAGUGGGGGUGGAGGGACAUAUGGGGACAGAGACAGAUGGGCCUGACUGAAUGGGAAAGGCUAAGAGUGAGGCAGGAGUUGCAUGGGCGAAGCUCCCUAACAAAUCACUCUCUGCUCCCUAAAAAAACCCUGUUUCAUAUUUUUCCUACUCAUACCAACAACCCUCCAAGUUCAGAGCCAGGCUCCUUCCCAGCAAUUACUUCCCCCUCCUUCAGGUCCUCUCUAAGUCCCCUCAGCCUUUGCACUGUUUCUGAGGGGUACAGGCAACAGUUCUGUAGUGUAGUUUAUGUUAAUUAUUACUCAGAGUUCUGUAUCAAUAUGUCUUGUAACGAAUCUAUUUGUCUAAAAAACGUUUCCUGAAUCUUUUUUGUUGUCUGUAUUGUCACAGACACAGUUGCUGACAGGUAUUUAAAUGACCAAAAUAAUGAAAACUGGUGUGAUUAUAUUGUUAUUUUUGACAAAUAAAAUACACACAAUUUUAAAAUAUUGGGUGAAGAAUUUUUAAUUUUUUGGCACAGAAUUCCCCCAGGAGUAAUGGAUUUGACUAAACAGGAUUAUCACCCACAGUCAUUGUUUUGUAGACUUGAUGUAGCACAUGGUGCAUUUUAAUCUGCUUCAGGAGCCCAAAUGGUAUCAUGACAAACAAAGAGAGCAUCUGGGUUCCUGAAUGCAAAUAAGAUUUUAUAGCAGGUCAUGGAAACUAGGGUUUAGGAAAUUCUAAUGUCUGAAAAGGUGUGCUUCUAGCAUUCAGUGUCCUACUGUUUAUAAAUACAUGUCUGUGAAAUUAAAAAGGUUUUUGUUUUUAUUUGCUUUUUGAUUGCUGUUUGCUAUACAUCUCAAAACAAAUGUAAAUUGAGUGAAAGCGCCACAUGCAUCUUUAGAGUUAACUCUUUUUAAUAACAUUUGAUACUAAAAUGCAGGACAUUCUUUGGAAUAGCAAAGUCAAUUCAGAUCCAUGCAAUAACCAAAGGCAUAAUCUGAAAGAAAGUACUAAAGAACGAACAAUUUUGAUGCCCACUUUACUGAGGACUGGUAAAGACACCCUUAAUAAUUCAUUAGCAUCUGAAACAUGUGCCAAUAAAAUCUUUGUACCAUGC